CCCUUUCAAAACCCUAAAAAAGUAAUCACAACGCUCCAAUUUUCAAAAUUUGAACUAGGCGCCCUUGACAUCUCUCCCAGAUCUCAUCUCCUUCUUUCUCUUAGUUCUCGUUGCCUCUAUUAACAAACCACAAAUCAAUCGAAGAUGGGCGGGGCUCACAGUCGCGAAGAUCUGGAGAUCUCCGAUUCCGAAUCUGAAGAAGAAGAAAACUACCAAGACGUUGUAGAAGAAGAAGAAAAUGGAGAGAGAUCUUCAGAGCGGAGAACCAAGACUCCCUCGUCGCUCGACGAAGUCGAAGCCAAGCUCAGAGCCCUUAAGCUCAAGUACCCCUCUCAAAACCACCCAAUUCUCCCUAACGCCGUCAAGCUCUAUCUUUACAUUGGGGGAAACACACCCAAAGCCAAGUGGGUUACUUCAGAAAAACUCACUUCUUAUUCCUUUCUCAAGACUUGUGGAAAUGGCGGCUCAGACGACGAUGAGCAAGAUGAUGAAGAGGGAGGAGAAUCUUGGUGGAUUUUGAAGGUUGGUUCCAAGGUUCGAGCCAAGGUGGCCCUGGAAAUGCAAUUGAAGACUUUCGGGGACCAGUGUCGCGUUGAUUUUGUGUCACAGGGUGUGUGGGCGAUGAAGUUCUUUAGUGAAGAUGAGUACAGGAAUUUUGUUGGUAAAUUUCAGGAUUGUUUGUUUGAAAACACGUACGGAUUUGAAUCAACAGAUGCCAACAAGCUUAAGGUUUAUGGGAAGGAUUUUAUUGGGUGGGUGAAGCCAGAAGUGGCAGAUGAUUCCGUAUGGGAAGAUGCGGAGGAUGGUUACUUGAAAAGCCCUGAUCCGGCAACUCCUGCGAGAGCAAGUCAGGAUUUGAGGGAAGAGUUUGAGGAGGCUGCCAAUGGAGGGGGGAUACAAAGUUUGGCAUUGGGUGCAUUGGACAACAGUUUCUUGGUGAACGAUUCUGGGAUUCAGGUUGUAAAGAAUUUCAGCCAUGGGAUUCAGGGGAAAGGUGUAUUUGUGAAUUUUGAUAAUGGGAAUCGUAGAGGUGGUUUUGGCUUGGAGCAUUCGACACCAAAAAAGGCUCUUCUUAUGAGGGCUGAAACUAAUAUGCUCCUUAUGAGUCCCAUGACUGAGGGGAAGCCCCACACAAGGGGGCUUCACCAUCUUGAUAUUGAAACUGGGAAGAUUGUUACGGAGUGGAAGUUUGAGAAGGAUGGGACUGAUAUUACCAUGAGGGAUAUUACAAAUGACAGUAAGGGAGCCCAGAUGGAUCCUUCGGGAUCCACAUUUUUAGGAUUAGAUGACAACAGGCUCUGUCGGUGGGAUAUGCGUGAUAGAAAUGGGAUGGUUCAGAAUCUAUCAGAUGCUAGUACCCCUGUAUUGCAUUGGACCCAAGGUCAUCAGUUCUCUCGGGGUACCAACUUUCAGUGCUUUGCAACAGCUGGGGAUGGAUCAAUUGUUGUUGGGUCUAUUGACGGGAAGAUCCGACUGUAUUCAAACAACACUAUGAGGCAGGCAAAAACUGCUUUUCCUGGCCUUGGUUCACCUAUCACUCAUGUGGAUGUUACAUUUGACGGGAAGUGGAUAUUGGGCACAACAGACACCUAUUUGAUCCUCAUCAGCACUCUUUUCAUUGACAAAGAAGGAAGGACAAAGACUGGUUUUGCUGGGCGUAUGGGGAAUAGAAUCUCAGCCCCAAGAUUGUUGAAGCUCACUCCUUUGGAUUCGCAUCUCGCUGGAGUAAACAAUAAGUUCCGCGGUGCUCAGUUUUCGUGGGUCACAGAGAAUGGGAAGCAGGAGCGCCACCUGGUUGCCACAGUAGGAAAGUUUAGUGUGAUAUGGAAUUUUCAACAGGUGAAGAAUGGCUCCCAUGAGUGCUACCAUAAUCAGGAGGGCCUGAAGAGCUGUUACUGCUACAAAAUUGUUCUCAAAGAUGACUCCAUAGUUGAUAGCCGCUUCAUGCAUGACAAAUUUGCUGUCAGCGAUUCUCCUGAGGCUCCACUUGUGGUUGCUACCCACAUGAAAGUGAGCUCCUUCAGUAUAUCCAGCAAGCGAUGACAUUCCAAAACAUGUCCCUUAUGUUACUUUAAUUCAUCUUUAGAACUUUUGGAUUGUACUUUAUGUAGCUGCUUUGCUACUUGAAAUGUUUUCAAGAAUGACUUUCCUAACUGUAAUAUGAUUUCGUACAUGUUUGUAACUCAUUGCAAGCCCAGCAAUUUUAUUAUGGUAGUAAUUUCCAAAGACA
Messenger RNA from Vitis vinifera (wine grape), 2230 nucleotides. RefSeq names its product protein CYPRO4. Gene Ontology annotation, molecular function: protein binding. Bases 145 to 2043 code for a protein of 632 amino acids. Gene Ontology annotation, cellular component: cytoplasm; nucleus. The record is from RefSeq and is a predicted model, not a curated record. The transcript is spliced from 2 exons. Lineage: Eukaryota; Viridiplantae; Streptophyta; Magnoliopsida; Vitales; Vitaceae.